ACAUGCAGUUCAAUACCUCCUCAUGUAUGUAUUAAACAGAGUCCGGUUUAAUGUCAAAAAUCAGAAGGGAAAAUAAGAAGAUUGGGUCGAAGUUUCACAUCAUCAAAUAGAAAACACAUGACGAUGUCAUCUCGUUCUCGGCACCGCCUCCACCUCCGGCGGGAGCAUCACCGUUUCAAUCAACGGAAUGGAGAACUCUUGUGCAUGGGGGAAGGAGAGGUUCGUGGUGCAUCUGAUGAUAGGUUCUCCAGAAAGAAAAGGGUCAGUUUUGUUUGAUGGAUUGUAAAAAUAAUCCCUUUUUUUUUUUUUUUUAAAUGUCGAAAUGAAAAGGUUCUCGAGUUAGUCUUGGGUCAAGUAGCUCACCAACUCCCACAAUUUUGUUCUUUGGCUUUUCGUAUGGUUGAAAUCAGGUUUUUUUCUGAGCUGUGAAAUUUUAAGUCUUUGUCUGCUUUUGAUUGUAAUUUAAUCUAAAUGUUGUUUUAUAAGCAGCUAUAUGAAUUGCUGUUAUGAUUGUAGUGUUUUAUUGUGUUAUUUCGUAUGUGGAAUGUUAUUGGAUUUUUAUGUUGGAUUGUUUGAAUGUGAGGUCUGACUUGUUUCUUGAAGAGGUGAAGUCUGUUCCUAAGCCAUACAAUUCACCAAUCAUCACCCAUAUGAUGGAAUUUAUGGUUUUGUUUUUGGUCAGGAGAGCAGAUGCAUAAGCCAUAAGUAUCUAUCUAUCGUGUUUCAAAUCGGUUUGAUCAGGAACCAAUUUCAAAAAUGAGAGCCUCAAGUUCUCAUCAGUCUUAUUUUCAUGAAAUUCAUUUAAAAAGAGAUAUUUAUCAGGUUCUUGUGCUGCUUGGGAAUCUCCAAAGUGAAGUUGAUAUACACGCAGGAAUACAAAUGGAGUUGCCAAGUAGGUUCAUUCAGCAAUGGGAGGUUGUUGCUCGGUCUCGUUACCAUGCGAUCAAGUCGUGAAUCAAGUCUCUCAAUGGUUAGGCCUCAGGGUAGGUUAUAUUCACAACCUCGCAGAUAAUCUAGCGUCUCUCAAGAAAACCAUGGGACAACUCAAGGCAAAGCAAGAAGAUGUGCAAGGAAGGGUACGCAGAGAAGAGUUCACAGGGCGUCAUAAAAGACUUUCUCAAGUCCAGGUAUGGCUUACCAAUGUCCUGACCGUCGAGAAAAAAUUCAGUGAUCUGCUUAGCACUAUGGACAUUGAGCUUGAAAGGUUGUGUCUCUUUGGAUAUUGCUCUAAAAAUGUGAAAAUAAGCUAUGUUUAUGGGAAAAGGGUUAUCCUGAUGUUGAGGGAGAUUGAGAGUCUUAAUUCUCAAGGAGAUUUUAAUACGGUGACUGCCACUUCGAUAGCUGAGGUUGAAGAGGUGCCUAUUCAACCUACAAUCGUUGGUCAGGAAACAAUGCUCGAAAGGGUAUGCAACCGUCUCAUGGAAGACGGAGUAAAGGUUGUGGGUCUUUAUGGCAUGGGUGGAGUUGGCAAAACCACCCUUCUCACACAAAUCAACAACAAGUUUCCUGAAAAAUGUAGCGGAUUUGGGAUUGUGAUAUGGGUUGUGGUGUCUAGAACUCCGGUGAUCCAUAGGAUUCAAGGAGAGAUCGGCAAAAGACUAGGCUUUGUGGGCGAAGAGUGGGAUAAUAAACAUGACGACCAGAGAGCUCUUGACAUACACAAAGUUCUCCAGAGGCAAAAAUUUGUGUUGUUGUUGGAUGAUAUAUGGGAGAAAGUUGAUUUAAAAGCGCUCGGAGUCCCUUAUCCAAGCAGACAAAAUGGAUGCAAAGUAGUCUUAACCACUCGUUCUAGAGAUGUGUGUGGGCGUAUGGGGGAUGAUGACCCGGUGGAAGUCAGUUGUCUAGAGCCCGACGAAGCCUGGGAAUUGUUCCAAAUGAAUGUUGGAAAAAAUACAUUGAAAGGCCAUCCAGACAUACCUGAACUCGCAAGAAAAGUUGCUGGAAAAUGCCGUGGCCUACCUUUAGCACUUAGUGUCAUUGGCGAGACCAUGACAUGCAAAAGGAUGGUACAAGAAUGGCGUAGUGCAGUUGACGUUUUGAGUUCAUAUGCUGCAGAAUUUUCUGGCAUGGAAGACAAAGUUCUUUCAAUUCUAAAGUAUAGCUAUGAUAAUUUAAACAAGGAGCCUGUGCAAUCAUGUUUCCUAUAUUGCUCUCUGUUUCCUGAAGAUUAUCGUAUGGAGAAAGAGAGGUUGAUAGACUAUUGGAUAUGUGAGGGAUUCAUAGAUGAAAAUGAAAGUAGAGAAAGAGAACUAAGACAAGGUUAUGAGAUAAUUGGUAUCCUUGUCCGUGCAUGUUUGUUGUUGGAGGAAGCAAUCAAUAAAGAACAAGUGAAAAUGCAUGAUGUGGUUAGGGAGAUGGCUCUAUGGAUAUCAUCUGACCUUGGGGAACAUAAAGAACAGUGUAUUGUGCAAGCCGGUGUUGGGUUACGUGAAGUACCGAAAGUCAAGAACUGGAGUUCUGUGAGAAGGAUGUCACUGAUGGAAAAUGAGAUUGUAACGAUAUCUGGCAGUCCUGAAUGUGCGGAACUUACAACUCUGUUCCUUCAGAAAAACGAUUCAUUGCUACAUAUCUCGGAUGAAUUCUUCCGGUGUAUCCCAAUGCUAGUGGUUUUGGAUCUAUCAGGAAAUUCACGUCUCCGGGAAUUGCCAAAAGAAAUAUCUAAGUUGGUCUCCUUGCGGUAUCUUGACUUGUCAUGGACAUACAUGAAGCGGCUACCUGUCGGUUUACAAGAGUUGAAAAAGCUAAGAUAUUUGAGAUUGGAUUACAUGAAGAGACUUAAGAGUAUUUCAGGGAUAUCAAGUUUGUCAAGUUUGAGGAAAUUGCAGCUUUUACAGUCUAAAAUGUCGCUAGACAUGAGCUUAGUGGAGGAGUUGCAGCUCUUGGAACACUUAGAAGUUGUAAACACAAGUAUCAAGUCGAGCUUGGUUGGGGAGAAGUUAGUAAAUGCUCCCAGGUUGGCUCAAUGUCUUCAGAUUGUAGUACUUAGAGGGCUUCAGGAAGAAUCAUCCGGAGUAUUGACUUUGCCAGCUAUGGAUAAUCUCCGUAAAGUCAUCAUGAGGAAGUGUGGAAUGUGGGAGAUAAAGAUAGAGAGGACAACAUUAUCAUGGAACAGAAGUCCCACAUCUCAAUGCUUUUCAAACCUCUCUACUNUGCUCUCUGUUUCCUGA
Camelina sativa (false flax) is the source of this 3167-nucleotide messenger RNA. Lineage: Eukaryota; Viridiplantae; Streptophyta; Magnoliopsida; Brassicales; Brassicaceae. The record is from RefSeq and is a predicted model, not a curated record.